GAUUGUUGACAUCACGAUUAUAUGUUCAAAGGCCGUUCGUCAUGUCAGUUUGGAGACCGAAAGCGAAGUAGAAAGAAGUUAUUUUUAAGUCUCGAUGACAUCUUCCACAACGAGGAAGCGAUCAACGCCCAAAAGGGCCGAAAACACCACAGAGGCGAAGGCAUCAACGAAAUCUCAAGCAAAAGAAUCGGAUUAUGGAAAACGGGUUCACGAGAAGGAAGAAUCUCUUUUAACAUCGACCAGUGGGUUUGACAACUACAGAGGACUAAUAAACUUAUGUCUUAUUCUCUUGGUGCUCUCCAAUUUCAGGGUAGCACUUGAUAAUUUACUGAAGUAUGGCUUGCUGAUAGAUCCUCUUCAAGUAAUAACUAUCUUCUUGGAGGAUCCAUACCACUGGCCAUCAGCAUCACUUGUGAUCUUUUCAAAUGUGCUUAUUCAGUUGACGUUUGUCAUUGAGAAGCUUUUGGCUGCAGGCAAAAUUUCUGAGAGGAUUGGGCGGAUAUCCCAUAUGUUUUUGCUGCUGUUAAUGUUAUUUGUGCCAUGUACAGUGAUUUUGGUUUAUCUUCCACCACCAUGGGCAGCUAACAUCGCUGUCUUUUGGUAUACCAUUGUCUGGUUGAAACUUAUCAGCUAUGUCAGUGUUAACCUCUGGUACAGGUUGGGAUUGAUGAAACAUGAAGAGAAAGGUCAUGUUGCAAAUGGGAAACCCGAAACUCUUCCUUUGGUGAAGUAUCCUGAAAAUCUCACUCAGAAAGAUUUAUAUUACUUCAUUUUUGCACCAACUUUGUGUUAUGAGCUCAAUUAUCCCAGAAGUGAAAGGAUACGGAAGCGUUUUCUUUUGAGAAGACUAGCUGAGUUUUUUUUCAUUAUUGGAAUUGUAAUUGGAGCAUUUCAGCAGUGGAUUGUACCAACAGUAAAAAACUCUAUGAAACCAAUACAGGAGAUGGAUGUAGGCAGAGGCCUUGAGAGAAUAAUGAAACUUGCAGUUCCCAACCACUUGUUAUGGCUGCUGUUCUUCUACGCCUUCUUCCACAGUGGCCUUAACAUUUUAGCAGAACUAUUAAGGUUUGGUGACAGGACUUUCUAUCGAGACUGGUGGAAUUCUCCAAAUGUGGCAUACUUCUGGCAAAACUGGAAUAUACCUGUUCAUCGCUGGGCGAGAAGACAUCUCUAUAUUCCCAUGUUAAGGUCAGGUUAUUCAUCUCUUCAAGCGCAAGUUGCUGUGUUUUUACUGUCUGCAUUUUUCCACGAGUUUUUAGUCAGUGUCCCCUUACGACUGUUCAGAUUCUGGGCGUUCCUAGCUAUGCUAGCUCAGGUACCUCUCCAUUUGCUCGUGAAAAAAUUUCUUGGCGAUUAUCCAAACUAUGGUAACAUGGUGGUAUGGCUUUCAAUCAUUCUUGGCCAGCCGUUGGCAAUUCUGACUUAUGUCCAUGAUUAUUAUAUCACUCACCAAUAGUAGCCUUACAAGUCGGUGUCAGACUAUGGUAGAUCAAAGUAGUCAUCUUAGUGCCAGAAGCUGCCGGUGAAGGGAAGUGCCAACUCAACUGAAGAACAUUUUUAUAGAAAGCAAUAUUAUGCUAAGCUCCCAAGUGACCAUAAAUAGUAAUUUAAAUAGUAUAUUUAUUUUUAAGUUUUUUAUCAUUGAUCGAUUGUGAAAUAAAAACGUUUUAGCUCCGCAGUGAAUCUUUCAGAUAAGGAUGAAAAGUUAUUCCACGCUGCUACUGAGAGAAUUCUCGGCCGAGAAUGUCUCAGUUGCACAGAUUAAUUCCAAGCAAAAGCUGUGGCACUGAGGCCGGUGAACCAGCGUGGACUUCAUAGACAAAAUCUUAGAAAAUCUAGACAAAAGAUUUUUUUUUGGUGGAGGGCUAACACUUAGGAGGGAAAGAAGGCUUCAGUUAAUAAUACGCACCAUGCUACUCUCGGGUCGACAGCUCUUUUUCAUAGAGGACAAAUUGCAUGUGAUUGUCUUCUUGAGAUUCUUGCCACUAACUGCGCAGAAGUAAACAGUGUGUGUUGACUUUAGUUGGGUUCUUAGCAGUUCCCAGCCCUUGUUGAUUUUAUGCCCUGUCUUACAGUCGCAAUGUGUGACGUAAAUGAUGACAUCAAAGUCUUCUGUGUUAUUGUUUUAUUUACAAUCAAUCUGGUGCUGAUAUUGCAUUUACGUAGGGCUGCUAAACUCGAGCCCUAGUAGAAGUAGAAUGAGACUAAAGUAAGAUUUCCAGGCCUAGAGCAAGAAAUAACUCAACCCACUUUUAGUGUGUUGCUGGACUAUAUAAAAUUAUCAUAUGAUCUGAAAAUUUCA
Pocillopora verrucosa is the source of this 2302-nucleotide messenger RNA. Its product is annotated as diacylglycerol O-acyltransferase 1. NCBI's taxonomy places the organism in Eukaryota, Metazoa, Cnidaria, Anthozoa, Scleractinia, Pocilloporidae. The record is from RefSeq and is a predicted model, not a curated record. Gene Ontology annotation, biological process: triglyceride biosynthetic process. Gene Ontology annotation, molecular function: diacylglycerol O-acyltransferase activity. Gene Ontology annotation, cellular component: endoplasmic reticulum membrane.